Molecule: messenger RNA, 5201 nt
Organism: Camelus dromedarius (Arabian camel)
Lineage: Eukaryota; Metazoa; Chordata; Mammalia; Artiodactyla; Camelidae
Gene: C14H1orf141
Product: chromosome 14 C1orf141 homolog
Exons: 15
Coding region: 2338-3651 (437 amino acids)
Source: RefSeq, a predicted model, not a curated record
GGCGAGCGGCUGCGCGGCGGAUGGUCGAAGCAGCCGGGCCAGGGUCUGGUUCCGCCACUGGCCGGCUGUGCCUGUGUCGCCGGGAGCAAGGUAAUUAUCGCUGCGCACCUUCGGUUUCCCUCCGGUACCGUGCGGGCAGGAAAGCCGAGCUCCGAAGCCUGAGCGACCACUGACCGGCUCGGUGCGGUGAAUUAUGCGCCCAGGACUCCUAGCAGUAAGAGUGACCUGAUCAUGGACACCAUAUGAAACCUGAAAAUGAAACCAGCAUUGCAGAAGGACAAGCCAAGAGAUGGGGGAAAAACUGAAUCUUGAUGCCAUCACCUUAGCUCCUGGGUCAAGAGGUGGGCGUCUUUGGCUCUACCACACCUGCUGCGUGGUUCUCCAGGAGGGCAAGAGGAAGAGUAACAGCAACAGCCAGCAUUUACUGAACAUCAACCCUUCUCCAGGCCCUGGGCUAGCAUCUGACAUCAUUUGAUCAUCCCCACAACCAUAUGAGGGAAUUGAAGCCAAAGACAUGAAAAGGAAGUUUUAAGAAAGCACCUGACUACUUUAAUAAGUUCAGCAAUUCAAGAUCAGACAAACUGCAUCUCAAGCACCUCAAAAAAAUAUGUGAAUCCUGUCAUGAAACCAUUGUGAGCAGUGUUUGAGAAUGCAUAGAAAAUGACAAAAAUGUCAGAAGACUUCAGAUUUGGACAAAUAUUGUCCUGGUUUUCAAAAAUGGAAUAAAGAAGAACCCCAGAAACACAGGACCACUGAGCUUCACAACCUUCAGGAAUGAAUUAAGUGGCCAACAUGGCUGAGGAUACCUCUCAGGUUUUACACCUUAGACGUCCUGCCACAGAAAGAGUGCCCCUAUGUUCUCCCUCCAAGUUCAAAACAUUGAGAAGAGCUCUAAGAAGCCCAGGUGACCUCUGGACCAACUGAUGACAGGAUUUCGUAAGGAGAUAUUACAAGGGGUCAGAUUUUGUAAGAUGAACUUGAACCGUUUCGUCCCCGGCCCAUGGAACUUUCUCCAGCGGGAUCUAAGCGGGGAUAGAGAGAACGAGGAGCGGCGUCACUGUGACGCGGGGCUGCAGGGUUGCUCCAGCCACGGCUUCUUAGGUCCCAGUUUGGUGUAAAAUCCUUUGCCUGGUCCUGAGAUUCAAAGGCAGUGGAGAGCAAGCCGGGAUUUGUGGGCUGGAGCUGGACCUGAUCAGUGUCCUGGUUAAGGAAGACAGCUCUGAUGGCAUUUUGAAGGACCAAUAUUUGGGGGAUAAAGAGAAAGGUGAAAGUCACGCAAAUUAGGGCAAUUAGAGUGUAGUAACUGAGGGGAGGGAAAAUGAACACCUGAAGGUAAGAAGGAAGACAGUGGCAAUGAAAAUAAACAAAAGGAUCAGUAAGAUCUUGUCCAAUUGGGAUCACUGUUGCCUCACUGUUCGUGGAAUUAUGUGAAAGACUACUGACCCACUUUAACCCCAAGAUUCUAUGAGUUAGGCUUCUGUGACCACAUAAGAGCUCCGUAUUUCAGAAAGGAGCAUUUCCCAGCAACUGUAAGUACAUAUAAGAAUGCUUCAGGCAUGUCUAUACACAUUUAACAGGUGAGACCAUCUCUUUCACCCGUAGUUAAUGUAUCAGUGGAAAGGGAGAUGAUUAGCUCUAUUUACUUGAGCACAAACGAUUUUGGGUUUUGAUGCGUCUCCAGUACGGCAACAUAGUAAUGCUUAUCAAGGUAGUCUCCCUAAACAAUGAUUAUAUAUUCAAGGCCUACACUUGUGCUUUAUGGGACAAUGCGUUUUAGUUUCUGUUCGCUGAACUCAGAAUAAGAAUUUCAUAGAAAAUUGAAAAGUAAAACUAUGCAAAAAUUAGAGAAGGAAAGGAAACAAGAUAAUCAGAUGACAUAGUACAGAAGAUACUGAAUUGCUGGAUUAAAAUAGAAGAUACUGACUUCCUGAAUAAAUUCUCAUUGUUUCCCAAGUUCUAAGCAUUUAGUGUAGGUAUAAUUGAAGAAAUAUACUGUGAGGAAGCCAGCAGACCAUCAGACAUAUGGAUACCAUUGGCGAUUGCAUGGUGGCAGGUGUGGCGGAGACAAACAAAAUGAUAUCCAGAUGGGGAGCAUACAUUUUGCAGCAUUUAUAGGUAAUCUCAUGCAUUUUAUCCCUAACUGGUAAGUGUAUCAUUACUUAUAUUUACUACUUUUAUUUAUCAGUCAUUUACACAUCACUUACAUUCAAACUCAACUAAACCUCGUAACAACCCUAUGAAGUAGGUACUUCUGUUAUUUCUGUUUUACAGAUAGGACAACACAGAGAGGUUAGGCAGCUAGCCCACAAUUGCACAGCUGGAAUUUACUGACUGACAAUGGCAGAAAAAAUCUUAGAGAAGUUAGAUAUUCUGGAUGAGCAAGCAAAGGCAUUCUUGGCCAUAAGAGCAAAGAAAAACAACCUUCAGGGUCAAGUAAGAAAAAAGAUUUCAGUGAUACCUCUGACGUUUGAUUUUCAGUUGGAAUUUGAAAAGGCUAUCGCUACCCCCAUAUCUAAGACAGAAUCAAAGAUCACAAAAGACAGAUCACAUGGCAUUAACAAAACAAAAAGAUACAGCUCCUUCAAAAAUAAGCCUGAACCUAAAAAGCCAAAUUUAAGACCACACGUUGUGCCAACAAAUAUAAAAAUUCAAGAAAUCAAGUCAAUAGAGCCAAUUGAAGAAAGUCUAAAAUCAAGACCUAUUAGAUCAUUUCGUUAUCUUAAGGAUACAACUGAGAUGGAAAAUGCUAAGCCCUUGCAUGAGCUACAUUUGCAGCAUAAACAACAACAAUGUAGAAGAACUUUGGGUUCUACAAUAAUUUCUUCUGUAUCCAGCAUUCAACCUAAUGCUUAUAAGGAGGAAAAAGACUCUGUUAAGAGGAUAAAAUCUUCACAGAUGAAUGAUUUUAGUGCAAAAGAAAAUGAAUCCAUCAUAAGUGAUCAAUUAAAUGAAUAUUCAGCAAGAAAGAGAAGCUCACUCCCUUUGUGCUUUGAGGAUGAACUGGAAAGGCCAAAUGCCAAGAUAAUCAGCAUUUGUCCGGCAAAGACAGCAACUUCUCACAUGAAACAAAGUGACACAAAUCCCAUAAUUUUCCAUGAGACUGGAUAUGUGCAAAUGUUGCUUUUGACAAAAAAUAGGCUUCCUCCUCAUUCUAUGGAAAAUGUUAAUGGUUACCCAUAUACAAGAUCAGAAGUUGUUUUAGAAAGAAAUUGUGAAAUGCUCAAAAGUGUAGUUAGAGGUCAAUCUAUUUCUCUUUCCGAGCCCAGAAGAACUAUGUCUACAGCACAGAGGAAAGAUGUACAAGCAAUGCCUUUUGAAGUGGGCCACGGAGUUGUAGAGGAUAAAUUGAGGAAGAGAACUAGUAAGCAGACAUCUGAAAACACAUCUUGGAAUAAACCCUGUAAUUUCUCUCGGACUUUUUCCAGCCUAACAAAAAAAUUUGUGGGUUUCCUUGAUAAAACUGUUAUUCAAGAAGUGAGUGCUAAAACUGGCACAUGUGAAAAAAUAUUUUCUACAGUAAAACCAAUGAGUAAAUUCAAUGCCUUACCUGUUAAAUACUGCUCAAAGCCUUCAAAAAAUGUACUCAAAGUCUAUAAAGUAAGUAAUGUAACACCAUUGGAUGAUUUGUUAAAUUUAUCAAGUAAAAAUUAAGCACCUCAUAAAAUGUUGUUUAUACAGCAAUAUUUGGGCAACAAGAAGCAAGUAACAAAGUUUCAAGAUCAUAGACGAAAUUCUUAUCUAAAUGGUAACGUUCUAAUGGAUGACAGAAAAAAAAAAAACAAAGCAUAGAAACUGGAAUUACAAACCAACAAUCAUAUAACACUUUUCGUAAAUAAGAUGACAAAAUUAGGAAAUAACGGUCACCAAGAGGAACUAGUUCAGGAAUUUCUCUGAUCUCAGUUAUAUCCCUCAAUCACCAGCAUUCCGAAAAUAAAGUAUGACUCAGGACCAAGAAUGGCAUAGACUGACUCUGAAAAUUUGCUGUUGGAAGCCAAAUAAUGUCAGUAACCUUGCUCUAUAACUGGAUCUCAAACAAGACAAAUACACCAUUAACUUGAUGCCUGUGGAAUUAAUCGUACAUCAGCAUUUUGGAUAAUCAUUGGAAACACGUAUUACAUUAGCAAUUCAUGCAAUUAAAAAGACUGUAAAAUUUCAGAUAUCUUUUUCUUAGUAGAUGUUGGAACUUCUUUACUAUAUAAUGCCUUUACCAAGUAUAACUGACUUUUUUCUGCAUUGUUAAAUAAUUUAAAAAAUAACUUAUCCUUAAUAAGCUAAAUAAUUUUGGUAGCAAAUCCUAUAAAGGAUUGAACAUUUUUUAUUAUAUUGUUAUUUUAUUUACUCAUUAACUUUUUUAUUAACCUAAACAGUAUAAAGGCAGAACUCAAGUGAGAAACUAGUUGCAUUUCAAGAGUUCAUUCGUAAACCAUUUGUUUAAAGCCUUUUUUAAAAAAUCUGAACUGUUUGUUAGUACUUGAGAAGAAGUAGGUUAAUUAAAGCAUUUCUGUUCAAGGAAGGUUUUAGAGGUCUUCUGUAAAUUUUCAAGGGUUAGGAGGUAGACUCGCUCAGGUUUCUCUGUUUCCAUUUCACGCUGGAGGUUUUCUUUGUUCUGUGUCGUCAGCGCUACUUGUGUGCAUCUCUUCGCAAAUAGAGGCAGGUCUCGGCUCUCACAUAGAAUGACAAGGACAAAAAAUGGAGAUGGAGAAGCAGAGUGUGGAGACUCUGUAAAUGAGGGAAGAGCAGGGGGAAAAGGGUUCAAGACAAGGUGGUGGCUCAGGCGUGUAGGAGGUGUUAGGGCAGGAGCCACAAGCUUUCCUGGCUGGCUGCUUUUCUUCUGGUCCCCGACGGGGAGGAGAAGCAGCAGCAGCAGCUCCAAGUCGUGGGGUUGGCAUUCUCUCUUUCCACCAACAGGGAUUGAACUUCUUGUUCUUUUUGUUUGCUUUUAUUCAUUCUCCCCUACCUCCACCCCAGCCCAUUUUCCCUCCUCCCAGGCUCAUGCAAAACAAAACAGUUUCCCUAACUACCCUGCUGUCUCAGAAGGAAAAACACAGACUCUCUUUAAUUACUAACGAUAAAAAUGACAAGAAACAGAAAAUACGCCUAAUAAUAGCACAAGUAAUGACGAUAGUAUUUCCCUCUAUUCAGUAUCAGAGGCCCUGGAUGUGGGCAGAUAGGAGUGAACUUGGGCAAAUAAUGUAAGCUAU